Messenger RNA from Acaulospora morrowiae, 847 nucleotides. The record is from the annotation of a GenBank genome assembly. NCBI's taxonomy places the organism in Eukaryota, Fungi, Glomeromycota, Glomeromycetes, Diversisporales, Acaulosporaceae.
AUGAGACAGAUAGUAUCAGCGAUAACUGAAGAGCUGUCGCGGUUAAGCGUAGAUACGACUUCUUCACACUAUCAGCACAAUCAGCAAGUAGGCGAUUUGCAGGAAAAGACGACUUCCAAGAAGAGAGAAAGUAUUUCUUCUCUUUCACAUUCUCCGUUAAUUUAUCAUGAAGCGACUUCUAAAAAUGAACAGGAUUAUGAGUUCUACCAUACGCAAGAUAUGACUACACGAAAUGAUUUUGUAACGAAUAAUUCUUAUCCUACCACUUCUCGCCCUUAUACGAUUACACGAUUUGAAACAACGACAUCCUUGAUGAGAGUAAAUACAAGGGCACAGAAUGAGAGUAGAGAACAGCUCGUUAGAAUACUGGGUCAUCUAGUGCGUUUCAGUAGGGGUUAUAUUGUAUAUGGGAAUUGGAUGUGUGAACGUAGAAAAGAUGAAACCAAAUACGAAUACGAAUUUCAAAGAAAAUUCGAGCAGAAUGAACUCAAGGAAUGCGAUAAGUGUGAUAAAUCUUUAUUGAUUACGAGUUUUCGAUUAUACACAGCACCAAUUUUGAAUAUCAAACAAGAGCCCACAAUUGAAAUUCUUCGUAAUUUGGAAUGGGAUGAGUAUUACAGAGUAUUUGGAUUGUGGAAAUGCCAAACCUGCAAAAAGAAAUGGAAGAGUGCUUACACUUGGAUUUCUCUUCGUGAAUUUAUGUUCCAAAGGUCGGCGCGGAAUUUAAAAGAUUAUUACAUGCAACGGUGCAAGAAGUGCAAUGGUGACGCAAAAUGCAGUGGUGAAAAGAGAAAGGAUAGUGACACGAGCUUUCUCUAUGAUUAUCAACCUCUGUUGUUAGGCGAAG